This is a messenger RNA of Triticum urartu, 1585 nucleotides long. Lineage: Eukaryota; Viridiplantae; Streptophyta; Magnoliopsida; Poales; Poaceae. The record is from RefSeq and is a predicted model, not a curated record.
GCGGAGGCCGGUUUGGGUGGCGCGGCUCGCCCCCCCUAUCCCCCCGACCCCCAACGAGUGACCGGCGCCGCGCGAGCCAGUGGCCCGCGCAUCACAGAUCCCCCUCGCCCGCUCGGCAUAUCCUCCUCACGUCCGGGGUUUAUAAGGCGAGACAGAUAGCUCGCACACCCACCUCACAAAAAGCGCGAGCCGAGCAGCCCAGCGUUUGGAUUUUGCAGCCACCGGUCCGCCGGUCCCGGAGCUCCUGACCGACACGCUCGCCGCCGCCGCCAUGUCUGCCUUCGUCGGGAAAUACGCAGAGGAGCUGAUCAAGACGGCCAAGUACAUCGCGACGCCGGGGAAGGGCAUCCUGGCGGCGGACGAGUCGACGGGCACCAUCGGGAAGCGGCUGGCGAGCAUCAACGUGGAGAACGUGGAGGCCAACCGGCAGGCGCUGCGGGAGAUGCUCUUCACGGCGCCGGGCGCCCUCGAGUACCUCUCCGGCGUCAUCCUCUUCGAGGAGACGCUCUACCAGACGGCCGCCGACGGCACCCCGUUCGUCGACAUCCUCAAGGCCGGCAACGUCGUCCCGGGCAUCAAGGUGGACAAGGGCACCGUGGACAUCGCGGGGACCGUCGGCGAGACCACCACCCAGGGCCUCGACUCCCUGGGCGCGCGCUGCGCCAAGUACUACGAGGCCGGCGCGCGCUUCGCCAAGUGGCGCGCCGUGCUCAAGAUCGGGCCCGGCGCCGAGCCGUCCGAGCUCGCCGUGAAGCAGAACGCCGAGGGGCUGGCCCGGUACGCGCUCAUCUGCCAGGAGAACGGGCUGGUCCCCAUCGUGGAGCCCGAGAUCCUCACCGACGGGCCGCACGACAUCAAGGCCUGCGCCGCCGCCACCGAGCGCGUCCUCGCCGCCGUCUACAAGUCGCUCAACGACCACAAGGUGCUCCUCGAGGGCACCCUCCUCAAGCCCAACAUGGUCACCCCCGGCUCCGACAGCCCCAAGGUUGGCGCGGAGGUGAUAGCGGAGUACACGGUGGCGGCGCUGCGGCGCACGGUGCCGCCAGCGGUGCCCGGGGUGGUGUUUCUGUCGGGCGGGCAGAGCGAGGAGCAGGCGACGCAGAACCUGGACGCCAUGAACAAGCUGCCGGUGCUCAAGCCCUGGACGCUCACCUUCUCCUUCGGCCGGGCGCUGCAGCAGAGCACCAUCAAGAAGUGGGCCGGCAAGAAGGAGAACGUCGCCGACGCGCAGGCCACCUUCCUCGCGCGGUGCAAGGGCAACUCCGAGGCCACGCUCGGCAAGUACGGCGGCGCUGCCGCCGGAGGGGACGCCGCCGCGUCCGAGAGCUUGCACGUCGCGGGGUACAAGUACUAAGGCACCGUCGCUCCCGCGCCAUUCCCGGACCUAGGAUCUCGGUGCAACCCGUGUGUACACGGCGCGGCGCAUGGAUUGCGCCGAGAUUCGUGCGUGCAUGCAGAUAUAUAUGCUCUUCCUUUUCUGCCGUGUACUUAAAUUCUCUCUCCCUUCCCCUUCUCCUAUUUAACCAGAACUACUGAUGAUAUAUAAGUGGUAUAUGAAAGUGUGAAUGCAACGCUUUUACAUGUU